Hippocampus comes (tiger tail seahorse) is the source of this 1119-nucleotide messenger RNA. Its product is annotated as protein NipSnap homolog 2-like. Gene Ontology annotation, cellular component: mitochondrion. The record is from RefSeq and is a predicted model, not a curated record. The transcript has 10 exons. NCBI's taxonomy places the organism in Eukaryota, Metazoa, Chordata, Actinopteri, Syngnathiformes, Syngnathidae. Bases 38 to 892 code for a protein of 284 amino acids.
UUUUGGUCCCUGCGAGCUUCCGUCCGCCUGAAGCAAGAUGGCGGCACGAGUCCUUCACACAGCGCCCCGGUGGCUGACGAGCGUCAAACACUCGCAACAAAUUCUCGCCGCGAGCGGACAGUUUCGUGGUUCCGUCAGGAGCUUGUCUGGGCUGCAGGACAGCUGGUUCAAGUCUCUGUUUGUGAGGAAGGUGGACCCGCGCAAGGACGCCCACUCGCACCUGCUGGCUAAGAAGGAAGACAACAACCUGUACAAGAUCCAGUUUCACAACGUCAAGCCCGAGUGCCUGGAAGACUACAACCAACUCUGUGAGAGUGUGUUGCCUUCCAUCCACGCCGACCCGGAAUACCCGUGCGAGCUUGUCGGAACAUGGAACACGUGGUACGGAGAACAGGACCAGGCAGUGCACCUGUGGCGAUAUCGAGGAGGUUACCCGGCCCUUACCGAAGUCAUGAGCAAACUCCGGCAGAACGAGAUGUUUGCUGAUUACCGGCGGGAGCGCGGCAAGAUGUUGCUGUCCCGCAGGAAUCAGCUGCUGCUCGAGUUCAGUUUCUGGAACGAGCCGGUCCCCCGCGCCGGGCCCAACAUCUACGAGUUGCGAUCGUACCAGCUCAGGCCCGGCACCAUGAUCGAGUGGGGCAACUACUGGGCGCGCGCCAUCGAGAUUCGGCAGCAGAACCAGGAAGCCGUGGGAGGAUUUUUCUCCCAGAUCGGAAGCUUGUACCAAGUUCACCACUUGUGGGCCUACAAGGAUCUGCAGUCCAGGGAAAACAUUCGAAAUGCGGCCUGGCAGCGGGAAGGCUGGGACGAGGUCGUCUACUACACAGUGCCGCUCAUUCAGCACAUGGAGUCUCGAGUCAUGAUUCCCUUGAAGAGUUCGCCCUUGAAAUGAGCCCUGCCGCCCCGUGACCCCGUGCGGGAAAAGAGGCGAAGGCGGCGCCGCCGCCGCCGCCGCCGCCGUGAGGGGCUCCUGCUCGACUUUGCUCCGAGUGUGAGUGUCUCCAUCAUCGCGGUCACCUCCGCUGACUCCCCGAGAAAUGUUUGCUGAUUAACUUGAUUGAUUUUUCAAAUGAGUAUAGAAAAACGGGAGAAUAAUAAAUCUUGGUUGAGUUGCCAUGG